ACUGUGGGCCGACGGGGGCCGGCCCGGGCUGUGGUGGCCCGGACGAGCGGAGGGGGCGGAGCGGCGGCUGGGCCAGCGCGGGCGGACCUUGGCCUCUGCUGUCAGCGUCGCCCGGUCUCCUAGCGUAGGACCUGUCCCCGCCGGUCGCGCUCGGGGCCCCGUGGGCGCUGCUCCGUCCCCGCCGCCGUCUGCAGCGAGACGGCUGGGUGGAGCGCGCGUGCGCCCUGGGGCUCGGUGGCCCUCUCCCGGGCUGCCAGAACGCUGACGUCAGUCUCCUCAACUCCAGGACCUCGAUGGAGAAGUUUGGGAUGAAUUUCGGAGGUGGCCCGAGCAAGAAGGACCUGCUGGAGACCAUCGAGACGCAGAAGAAGCAGCUUCUGCAGUAUCAAGCACGGCUCAAAGAUGUGGUCCGUGCCUAUAAAAGCCUGCUGAAGGAGAAGGAGGCUCUGGAGGCCAGCAUCAAGGUGCUGUCGGUAUCCCACGAGGCGGAUGUGGGCCUUGCAGGUGUCCAGUCUCCAGGUCUCACCUUGCCCGAUUCUGUAGAUGAUCGGUGCUCUACUCACAGCGAGGAUAGCACCGGGACCGCCACUAGCUUGGACACAGCAGCCAGUCUCACCAGCAUCAAGGGUGAGUUUGGGGUAGACGAUGACAGACCGGCCCGUGGACCACCACCCCCAAAGUCCGAAGAGGCCAGUGGGUCGGAGAGUGGCGUUAGCAGUAGCAGUGGGGAUGGGCCAUCUGUGGGUGGUGAGGUGGAUAAAAGACUACAUCAGCUAAAGACGCAGUUAGCAACUUUGACCAGCUCUUUGGCUACAGUCACCCAGGAGAAGUCCCGUAUGGAGGCUUCUUACUUGGCUGACAAGAAGAAAAUGAAACAGGACUUAGAGGAUGCCAAUAAAAAGGCUGAGGAAGAGAGGGGACGUCUGGAGGGAGAAUUGAAGGGGUUGCAGGAACAGAUAGCAGAAACCAAAGCCCGACUUAUUACGCAGCAGCACGAUCGGGCCCAAGAGCAGAGUGACCAUGCCUUGAUGUUGCGUGAACUCCAAAAGCUGCUGCAGGAGGAGAGGACCCAGCGUCAGGACCUGGAGCUUCGGUUAGAAGAGACUCGGGAAGCCCUGGCAGGGCGGGCGUAUGCAGCAGAUCAGAUGGAAGGGUUUGAACUACAGACCAAGCAGCUGACCCUUGAGGUGGAGGAGCUGAAAGGUGAACUCCAGACCAUUCGAGAUGAGAAAAAUCGACCAGACCCCCGACUGCAAGAACUUCAGGAAGAGGCUGCCCGCCUUAAGAGCCAUUUCCAGGCUCAGCUGCAACAGGAAAUAAGGAAGACAGCCUUUGCAGAGGAUCAGCUCCGCCAGCAAUGUCAGGUGGAAGAACAAAGGGUAGCAGCCCUAGAGAAUCAAAUAUCUGAGGUAUCUGAACUGCUGGGCACUUAUGAGAAAGCCAAGCAGAAGGACCAGCUGACCAUCCAAAAGCUGAAGGAGCGCAUUCUGCAGCUGGACCUGGAGAACAAGACACUGGCCCUUGCAGCCUCCAGCCGGUCUCCUCUUGAUAGCCACGGAGAUGAGUCCAGUCUGGAUGUCAAUGUCCUGAAAGACAAGAUGGAAAAGCUAAAGAGGCUGUUGCAGGUCGCAGCCAGGAAAACUCAGGUGACUCUGGAUGUGGAGAAGCUCUGUGACCUGGAGAUAAUGCCCAGCUCCGAAGCUGCAGAUGGGGAAAAGGCUACUGCCCUCUACUACCAACAGGAACUAAAACAGUUGAAGGAAGAGUUUGAGCGCUACAAGCUGAGGGCACAGGUGGUGCUCAAAAGCAAGAAUACCAAAGAUGGGAAUCUGGCGAAGGAACUGGAGGCUACACAGGAGCAGCUUUCAGAGCUGAAGGAGAAGUACAUCUCUCUGCGCCUGUCCUGUGAGGAGCUCGAGCACCAGCACCAGCAGGAGGCUGAGGACUGGAAGCAGGAGCUGGCUCGCUUGCAACAGCAGCAUCGCCAGGAACUGGAGCGCAGUCAGUUGGACUUCAGGGACCGGACGCUGAAACUGGAGGAGGAGCUACACAAGCAGCGGGACCGGGCCCUAGCUGUGCUGGCUGAGAAGGACUUGGAGCUGGAGCAACUGCGUUCUGUGGCCUUGUCAUCUGGGCUGCCAGGACGUAGAAGUCCUGUGGGUGGUGGAGGUCCUGGGGACUCAACUGACACAUCUUCCCCAGAUAGCCUGACCCAAGCACUGCAGCUUGCUGCGGCCAAUGAGCCUACUUUCUUCCUGUAUGCUGAGCAGUUGGCCCGCAAGGAGGUGGAGAUCACAUCCCUGAGGAAGCAGAAACACAGACUGGAAGUGGAGGCACAUCAGCUGCAGGAACGGCUGCUGGAGGAGGAGGAACGACACAGGGAAGAAGUUGGAGUCCUGCAGAGCCACAUCGAAAAGAACAUCCGGGACCAGAGCAGAGAGGGAGCCAACCUGGAGUAUCUCAAGAACAUCAUCUAUCGCUUCCUGACCUUGCCUGACAGCCUGGGCCGCCAGCAGACUCUCACAGCCAUACUGACAAUUUUGCAUUUCAGUCCAGAGGAGAAACAAGUGAUUAUGCGGCUCCCAAGUGGUGGUAGCUGGUGGCCUUCUGGAAAGAGAUGAUACAUUCUUCACUAACUCCUGACAUUUCUGUGCCUCUUUUAUGGGAAGGGCAGUCUCUGAUUUCUAUUGCCUCUUCUCUUAUAUUAUCAUUUAUAACUUUCACUGUGUUGAACUUGGGAGGGUUCAAAAUGGGAAGGGAUUUUUCUGCCAAAUGCCAUUAAUGCUGCUGUAUCCUUGGGUGCUAGAGGUACUAGAAGUGUUGCGCCAGCAUCUUCUGGUGGUGUGUCCAAGGACGGGUGGGAAUAAGGGAGAGAGAUUAAUUAGGAUGGAGAGGUGCAAAUAUUGAAGUGGUGAAGAAUCUUUUAAAAUAAGAUGGUUUGUUGUCAUGUACUCCUGGUACAGCGAGGAAUGUAACGCCUCACUGUAAGGAGUUCAGUUAACUGUUGAACGUGCAGCACAAUCAGCGAUUUUCUCCAUCUCAUCGGUCUGAGUCCGCUGCUCCAAUUCUCAAGGACUUAUAGCCAUGCUAGGAAGGGACCAGGAAGUUAGAGAUAGUCACGUGUUGCCCAAAGGCCCCAAGAAUAGUGAGUUCAUCCUGGAGCUGAGAGCUUGGUCUUGUUUAGUCUGGGAGGACCCAAGCCAUUUUGAUAGCACAUACUGACUGUCUUAGAGACGGCUCUGAGCACCAUUUUGAUGUCAGGGAUUUCCUAAAUGACCUACUUUGAGCUAGGUUAAAAUCAGCCUUUUUGGCUGGUCUCUGUCCUAACCUCCUGCCCGACAUUGGCCUGAGACUGAGAGACUUCAUUAUCAUCCCCUCAGUGUUGAACAUGCAUUAAGGAAAGAAAGCUUAGCUUCUUACAGAGAGAUUGUCAGACAGCUCUGAUCCUCCUUGGAAAUUAGGAAUUUCCACAGAUUUGCGACAGGAAAGAGAUGGAAAUUUGCUGCAGAAGAUUCCAAAUGGUCAUGACUCUUACAGGAAAGUGGUGGGCGCUCAGCUGGAGCUGGGCUGGGAUACUUGCUCCCAGUGGGUCUUAUCAUAAGUAGAUUAAUUCUGCUCUUUAAGGAAAGGUGGCUUUUGGAAAAUUUGGGUCCAAACAGUAUCUAUUGAUCUGUUUUCUUCCCUCUGACCUUGUUGAUUAUAAAGAUUUUUGCACCUGAAAGACCACUAAAUGAGCUGAUUUAUAUCUUUCUGGGAUUUUGUUUAAUUGGUCUGUUUCAUGAAAGUUGGGAUACAGAAGACUCUUACAGUGUUCUGAAGGGAAAGCUAGAUGACCUGGAUUAUCUGCAAUGAGCAGACAUAAUGGAACAAAAUUGAGGUGUUUAAAUGAUAUCAACAAACCAUGGAAUCAUUAAACCUGAGUAACUUGA
This is a messenger RNA of Dipodomys ordii (Ord's kangaroo rat), 3929 nucleotides long. It is a transcript of the gene Gcc1, whose product is annotated as GRIP and coiled-coil domain containing 1. NCBI's taxonomy places the organism in Eukaryota, Metazoa, Chordata, Mammalia, Rodentia, Heteromyidae. Bases 294 to 2621 code for a protein of 775 amino acids. Gene Ontology annotation, cellular component: Golgi apparatus. The transcript is spliced from 3 exons. The record is from RefSeq and is a predicted model, not a curated record.